GCAAAGAAAAUUAUCUCAAAACGAAGUACAAUUAAUAUUACAAGAAAAUUGUUCUUUGAAAACUGAAAAAGGUUAUUUACAAAAAGAAAAUGAUGAAUUAAGAAAUCAAAACGAAAAACUAGAAAAUCAAGUUGAAAAAUUGGAAA
This is a messenger RNA of Dentiscutata erythropus, 146 nucleotides long. The record is from the annotation of a GenBank genome assembly. NCBI's taxonomy places the organism in Eukaryota, Fungi, Glomeromycota, Glomeromycetes, Diversisporales, Gigasporaceae.